AUGUUAACCCGUCGAUUGACCGGCUUAUUACGUAAACCUCCUCUCCUUGGCCGUCGACCAAUCACUGUGUCGUCCUACGACAAUGAUAAGGUGUGUCUUGUCCUUGGAUCAGGCAAGGCCGUUGCAUACAACACGGUCUUCUUAAGAGACUCAUGUACAGCCCCGGAAUCCAUAGACAAGUUCUCUCAGCAGAAGCUUUUUACUACCAGUGAGAUCUCGCAGAACUUACGGAUUGAAGGUCUGCCACAAGUUCUUGAAAGUGCUACUGGACCGUUACUUAAGAUAGUCUGGAACCAGAAUGGACAACUUCAGACGUCUACUUAUACCGAAGAGUUUCUUGAGGAGUAUUCCUCGAAGGAGAACAUUAGAAGGGAUAAGUUUUUUGAAAGGGAGCAACUUUAUUGGUCCAAUAAGGAACUAGUGGACCAUAUUGAUGAGAUUCAAAUUGAUUAUGGUGAUUAUAUCACUAAAGAGAAGGACUUUUUUAAGGCAUGCUACAAUCUUAAUAGAUAUGGAAUUUGCUUUGUUAACAAUACUCCUAGACCCGAACACCACAUGCAAGUGAUGACUGAAGACAAUGCUACGUCAUGGCCAGUGUACAAAUUGGCAGAGAAGUUUGGGUACAUUAAAAAGACCUUCUACGGGACGCUAUUUGAUGUUAAGAACGUUAAGAAAGCUAUAAACAUUGCUUAUACCAAAUCGUUUUUGCCGUUACAUAUGGAUUUAUUAUACUAUGAAUCACCUCCAGGGUUACAAUUGUUACAUUUCAUUGACAAUUCCACCAGUGGAGGAGAGAAUAUCUUUAGUGACUCCUUCAAAGCUGCUUUAUACGUUAAGCAAAGAGAUCCCGAAGCUUAUCAAGCCUUAUUAAAAGUGCCCAUCACUUAUCAUUAUGAUAACAAUAAUGAAUAUUACUACUAUUCCAGACCCUUGAUUGUGGAAGAUAAAUAUGGCAUUAAAGAAGUCAACUUUGCUCCUUCAUUCCAAGGUCCUUUUGAAUUUGGUAUUAGUGAUGAUGACGGUGAUAAUGUCGACUCAAAGCUAUUUCAAUUAUUCUUAAGAGGGUUCAAUCUCUUUGAUGACUUCGUUAAUGAUCCUAAAAAUCACUAUCAACUAAAAGUCCCAGAAGGUUCAACAGUCAUAUUUGAUAAUAGAAGAGUCUUGCAUUCCAGACUUGCCUUUUCAGAUGAAAACGGAGGCGAUAGAUGGUUAAUGGGGACGUAUGUCGAUGGUGAUAGUUUCCGAUCAAAAUUAAGAGUUGGCCAUAGAAAAUUUUAUUAG
This is a messenger RNA of Lizanozyma spartinae, 1281 nucleotides long. RefSeq lists its product as uncharacterized. Bases 1 to 1281 code for a protein of 426 amino acids. Gene Ontology annotation, biological process: carnitine biosynthetic process. NCBI's taxonomy places the organism in Eukaryota, Fungi, Ascomycota, Pichiomycetes, Serinales, Debaryomycetaceae. The transcript has a single exon. The record is from RefSeq and is a predicted model, not a curated record. Gene Ontology annotation, molecular function: oxidoreductase activity. Gene Ontology annotation, cellular component: mitochondrion.